Molecule: messenger RNA, 4556 nt
Organism: Cannabis sativa
Lineage: Eukaryota; Viridiplantae; Streptophyta; Magnoliopsida; Rosales; Cannabaceae
Product: protein GAMETE EXPRESSED 2
Exons: 15
Coding region: 833-4030 (1065 amino acids)
Biological process (GO): pollen sperm cell differentiation; actin cytoskeleton organization
Molecular function (GO): actin filament binding
Source: RefSeq, a predicted model, not a curated record
AGAAAAUCAAUUAUUUAUUUAUUUCCUUAAAUAGAAAAUCAUUUCCUUAAUUAGAAAAUAAUUUCCACAAAUAAAAAUAUUCUAAUAUAAUGACCAUUUAUCAUGUCUCUAUAUGACUAAAUAUUUAAUGUCGAUAUGCUAGUUUCGACCAAUACUCUUAUAGUUUUUAGCCAUAAAUACUACGUUGAAUCUAUCAUAAAAUUUUCUUAAUGGCCUGAAAAUGUAUUCUGAACUCUAGGCCUAGUAUGAAACUCUAUAAUACACCAUACACGAGAUGUAUUCUUAAAAUAAUAAAUGAAUCUGACUUUUAUAAUAGAAAUAAUAAUUAAGAUUCUUUACGCUGCAACUUAGUGGUAAUCUUAAGUAUUUCAAUUAAAUAAAUUUUUUCUGGGAUCAAAUGUGAUAGUGCUCACACAAAGUUAGGUGAGUCUCAAAAUUUCAACAAAUGAAUAAGUAUUCCUAUGUUAUGGGAGACUCUUCGUAUUAUCAUACACUAUCAGUUCUCUCUUUUUUUUAAAAAAAAAAAAUUCAUAAAAGUUCCAAAGUAAUGCUUUUGUCAACUCCAUUUCCAAAGUUCCAAAGUUUUUUUAUAUUGCCUUUUACCAUAUGUUUUAGUUGGUUUGUAGCCAAACCUCAUCUCAAAAGUUAGUUAUGGUCCAUUUCCUCCUGUGGAAGUGGUUAGAAAUAAUCAAAACAAUUAAUUAACCAUUUCCAAAAAAAAAAAAAAACCAUUUCCAACCGUCACUUAUAAUGUGUCAAUAUAAUUAACCUAUCAGUUUUAUUUCGCAGACCAAAAUUUCUUAACUCGUAACUUACAUUCAUGACUGUCUAAAUGGGAUUAUACAUUCUCAUCACAAUCAUUACUUUAUCUCUGCCCUUCAAUCUUUCAUAUGAACUUAAAGUAAACAAAGGAAAUCCAAAACCUGAGUUUGCAUUCAGUUGGUUAGAUGACAAAGACACAUUCAAAGCCGGUGACAUUGCUACUAUAAAGAUUAAAGUGUUAACCAAUCUUGACAAGAUUGACAAGAACACUUUUCAUCCCAUUCUAAUUGUCAAUGGAAAGAUUGGGAACAGUUCUUACGUAUCUGGGGUUCUUACAGAUUUCAAAGGCAACGACUCUGAUGAUUGGAACAUCUUUUUUACCACCUUAACUGUUGGUCUAUUCAACGUGAUGAUCAACGAAGAUCACUACCAUGUUUUUGAUUCUUCAUUGCAUUUCAAAGUUGAACCAGGGAAAAUUUACCCUUCUGUGUGUUUGGCUUCAUGGAUGGGAAACAUCAAUGAGUUCGAAGCGGGUUCAAGAGCUAGAGUUCUAAUACUUCCAAAAGAUGCAUUUGGGAACAAUGUCACUUCAAAUAGUGAAGAUCUCAGUUCAUAUAACUUCACUGUGUCAGCAUUAUAUGCCAAUGGUUCCAUUUCUGAUUCUCCAAAUAUCAAUGGAAUUGGAUGGAAUGGAUUUGGUUAUAUCAUUCUUGAGUUUACUGUGGUUAAAGCUGGAGAGUUCUUUUUGCUUGUUCAUGGUGGCAACCACAUCUUGAGUGGCACUCUUCUUCCAUUUAGGGUGAAACCAGGAUCUGUUGAGGUUUCCAAUUGUGUGGUGAGGUGGAACUAUGAACCAAAGGCAUGGCAACUAUUUUCCAAGAUGGAACUCUUCAUACAUCAGCAAGAUCAGUAUGGAAAUCUAGUUCCAGGACUCUAUGAAUUCGAUGCUGAAGUCAUCGAAAAAGAAGCAAACUUGUCUAUACCUAUACCAGAUUUGUACUUCGAGGAAGUGGAGCCUGGAAUUCAAUUGUUUUCCUUCAGCAAUCUGGAGCCAGGGAAUUUCUUGCUAAAAAUAUCAGAUAUGAAGCACAACAAGAGUAUCUCUAACAUGCCAUAUCCUUAUAAUGUCUUUGUAGGUUAUUGCAAUGGAUCAAACAGUGUUGUCAAUGGAACUGGUUUGAACAACUCUAUUGCAGGAGAAAUAGCAGAGUUCUCUGUAUAUUUGAAAGAUAGUUUCUUAGAUCCUUCUCCUGUAGAAGUAGAGAGGCUUCAAGUAGAAAUCACAAGGGAAAUUGACUCCUACAGCAUAAUGCCAACCAUAUCUCCAAUACAGAUUAUCAAUGUUAGUGCACUAGCAAGGGAGCCGAGAUUUGAUUCGAAUGAGGCAGAAGUUGCUCCUUCACCAUCUGUGAACCUUAGAAAUCCACCUGCUAGGAAUUCAAGUGUUCUAGCCACUUCUUUCAACGUGACUUACACGCCCGACAAGAGUGGUGUUUAUGGAAUUCGAGUAUAUUGUGGAAAUAUCAUGCUUAAUGGUGGCCAUUCAUUUACCAAGGAAGUAAGUGCAGGCGAGGUUGAUAUAACGCUUUCAAGGGUUGUAAAAUUUGCUCCUAAGGUACCAAAGUUGAUAAAGAAUGAAGUAGUUGUGGAGCUCAUGGAUUCUUUCCAUAACCCUGUCAUGUCACAACAAUCAAAGCUGAAACUAGAGGUUGCUGCUUCAAUGAAGAAUGCCUCAGGUUUUUUAAGUUGGGAUUUUUCGGACAACAAUAAUGGUUCAUAUACAAGUCAUUAUACAGCUAAGGAUAUUGGCAAUUAUCAAAUAUGUGCUUCAUUUGAUGGCAAAACUUUCAACCCUUGUCCUUUUGAGGUCAAUGUCUAUAGCAGCGAGUAUUUUCCCCGAGCUUAUGAUGAUGCAAUAUCUGUUUGGGAGGAUGAAUCGACAGCUUUUGAUGCUUUAGGAAAUGACUACUUUGCUGGUGACAAUGCAACUAUCCAAGAGUUUUCACAACCAAGCCAUGGUACACUUCUCCAAUAUGGAAGGCUUCUCCGGUACACGCCUCAGAAAGACUACUAUGGAAAUGAUUCUUUUGUGUACACAAUAUCAGAUUUAAAUGGUAAUCUUGCAACUGCUUCAGUAAACAUAUCUGUUCUCACAAUCCCACCCCAGUUUAUUUCUUUCCCAAGUCAAUUACAAGCAACCGAAGAUGAGAUAAGUCCCAAAUUCGGUGGUUUCUCUGGAUUUGAGCUAAGAUAUUCAGAUAUGAAUGAGAAAAUAUCUGUUAAUCUUAGUGCACAAUAUGGAACUAUUUUCCUAUCUCCAAUGCUGAUGCAAUUUUGGCCAACAACAAAGACCAAACUUUCUCUAUACAAAGGGGAUGGAGAAGCUAAGGUUUUGGUCUUGGAAGGCACUGUGGAAGUGGUCAACUUUGCUCUCAAGUCAAUUCAGUAUUAUGGGAAUGAGAAUUUCUAUGGCAAUGAUACAGUUCGAAUCUCGACUAGAAACAGACAUGGAGUGAAUAACUUGAAUAUUCCAGUGUUCUUAGAUCCUAUCAAUGACCCUCCAUUUAUUCACAUCCCUGAAUUCAUCAUAUUGAAAAGUAAUGAAGAUGAGUCACUGGUAUAUGACUCAAAAAGAGACAAGUUUGAGUUUUUCAUUGGAGACCCUGAUAUUCAAAGUUUCUCUGGCUAUAAAUCCCAAUUCAUGGUCUUAUUUUCUGUUGAAGUUAAUAAUGGAUUUUUAGUCACUAGUCUACCAGCUGAGCUGAUCAACACAACUGAACUUAAGACCAUGAAUAGUUAUAUGUGGCAGCCUCUUCAGACAUAUGUCAGUAUCUCAAAACACUUUAAAGUCAAGGCUAAUGGAAUCAGAUUCCGGGGAACAGUUAAUGACUGCAACAAUGUUAUGAAACAACUUUACUAUAAUGGUGGAUACCAUGGGGCAGUUUUAUCAGUGACAGUAAAUGACAUGGGAAAUUAUGGGUGUUACCCAGAUUGUACUGAAAAUGCUUCAGUGCCUUUAUACACAGAGGCUAAUGUUAAUCUUAUAAGAAGAAGGCCAAUGAGUUCAUUUGUAUCUCAUGCUUUGGGGUCAGCAUUGGUGAUUGAGUCCAUAGUGGUGCUUACUCUUGGAAUUGUCGUUUUAUCUUUCACAUGCAAAUGUGCCUUUGCUUUGGUUAAGGAAAGAAGUAACAAUGGAAUCAACAAAACUCCUGUGGUUUCACUGAAAGCAAGUGUAAGUGUUUUCUUUUUUGUACGACAAAUCAAUUAGUGUCGUUUAAUAAUUUCAAGACCGUUUGAUUGAUGUUGUUCUCGUUCAUUCUUGUACAGUGAAAAACAACUUGGAAUUUCAACACACUAAGAACUCUCCUCUAUUAUAAGUUUUUAAUCACUUUUUUUUUAGUAAAUUCUCAAUACUGCGUAUUUAGCAAUUUAUAUUUGCUUAGGUAUGUCAUUGGAUAUGUAAUGUAAUGUAUGAAAUUCUCCUUACAAUGUUGAAAGAUGAGGCAAUUAAUUGUAUUAUUGGGUAAUAUUUUAAGUGUAGUGCCUAUUCAUUGCCAAGAAAAUCAGUUGAAUGGGAGUGAUAUAUUCAUCACAACUGAAACUCAAAUUGGCUUGAGUUGAAUGUAAAAAGCAGAAUUUGGAAGUACUAUACCAAAUGACUAUAAGAGAGAUACCACAUGAUACGAUUUAAAACAAUAUACUCAGUGAAUGGAAAUAUUAUGAUUUUUCAUGGUUGGACUGAAUAGAAAUAUUCUGAAAAAAUGGAAUGAAUGAACCAAAUAGAAAAUCAACAU